CCGUACAAUCCGCGCACACCCUUUAAAAAUGGCGGCGAGAGUGAGGCCUCUGCUCUGCAUCCAUCCCCACACCUCCGUGCCCGUCGUCGCCGCAUUCCGCCAGAAAUCGCCGUCGAAGCCUUCUGCAGCUAAAAUGGCCGCGAGCGGAACCGAGGGCGGAGCACCUUUCUCCGCCAAAGUGAUCGACUCGCACCUGCACGUGUGGGCUUCUCCUGCAGAGGCUGAAGAUAAAUAUCCUUACUUUCCUGGGCAAGAACCGACUUUGCCGGGAGAUGUUGAUUUUCUUCUCCAGUGUAUGGAUGAAGCAGGCGUAGAUGGUGCUCUUAUUGUGCAACCUAUUAAUCACAAGUUCGACCACUCUCUAGUGACGAGCGUCAUAAAAAAAUAUCCAACUAAAUUCGUUGGUUGUUGCCUCGCCAAUCCUGCAGAAGAUGGAAGUGGGAUUGAGAAGUUGGAACAGCUUGUUUUGAAGGAUGGUUAUAGAGCUGUUCGUUUCAACCCAUAUCUGUGGCCCUCCGGUCAAAAGAUGACCAAUGAAGUUGGGAAAGCAUUAUUCUCUAAAGCAGGAGAGCUUGGGAUACCUGUGGGGUUCAUGUGCAUGAAAGGCCUCAAUCUCCAUAUUUCAGAAAUCGAGGAGCUAUGCAAAGAAUUUCCUUCGACAGUGGUUUUACUUGAUCAUUUAGCUUUCUGCAAGCCACCACUAAAUGAUGAGGAAAGUCGCACCUUCUCUGAGCUUCUAAGAUUAUCCAGAUACCCUCAGGUGUACGUAAAACUCAGUGCUCUUUUCAGGGUGUCGAGAAUGCCAUUUCCGUUUCUUGAUUUAUCCGACCUUCUUUCAAAACUUAUUACCCACUUUGGUGCGAACCGAAUAAUGUGGGGCAGUGACUUCCCAUUUGUUGUACCGGAGUGUGGUUAUAAAGGAGCGAAAGAUGCAGUCUCUCUCAUUGCCGAACAAGUGCCUAUAGCAUCUUCUGAGCUGGAAUGGAUCAUGGGCAGGACAGUCAUGAAGCUCUUCCCAAAUGGCUGGCUCUAAACAUUGGUUUCAUGAGAACACCGUAGUACUACAGUAUAUUCAGGCCACUGUAAAAAAUUAUCAGAGAGAAGGCCAGACAAGAAUUUCAGACAAGAGGCGCAGAUAGAGUGGCUAGGUUUUGUGCCCCAGGCUAGGAUUCUUCGCGGUACUGAGAGGAGUGUUCAAAGGGCAGUCCCAUGGGUGCGCUGAUGUGUGGUGACCAUUGGUGGAUCUAUGCUGUGGUGCCGCCAUCGUCUAUUUGCUUCUUGGGAUUGUUAUGCAACGACUCCUAGUCCUUGAUGAUCUGAAGUUGGUUGGUCCGGUCACUCUUGCUAUAUAUGAAAUAUAUUUUGCAAUGCAACUCGCACUCGUGUCGAUUGUGUACAAAUGAUUCUGUUCACUACAAUAUAUGUCAAUAACAUAUGGUUUGCUUAAUCAUAUGCUUUUUGUACU
Molecule: messenger RNA, 1465 nt
Organism: Syzygium oleosum
Lineage: Eukaryota; Viridiplantae; Streptophyta; Magnoliopsida; Myrtales; Myrtaceae
Exons: 10
Coding region: 29-1033 (334 amino acids)
Biological process (GO): secondary metabolic process
Cellular component (GO): cytoplasm
Molecular function (GO): carboxy-lyase activity; hydrolase activity
Source: RefSeq, a predicted model, not a curated record